GAUGGGGUGUAUUUCAUUUUAUCUUCUCUUCUUCAUUGGAAUCGGCGGGUACAUAAAUGAAAUAAUCCAUAGUAGGUAGAAAUGGAGGCUCGAUAUGUUAGCAGAUAGCUCCACAGACUGAGAACCAACAUCCUCUUUCUCACCUGUGUAGAAUACACCACAGAACAUUUAUUGCGAGUUGUCACGCUUUCUGCAUUACUGUUUUUGUUUGAAUGAAUGCAGCCGCCAUGGUGCAGUUUCUAACUGAGUGACCAACGUGCUUCAGUUUCCCUUGUUUCCUAUUCUUAACCCGACCAAAUUAAAAAGGUUUCAGGAAAUCAUGUCAAAGCUAAUCCGGAAGCUGUCUGACUCAUAAUUGCCAACAUUGGGAAAUGUGCAUCAUAUGUGCUUCAUAAUUUGCAGCAAGUUGCUUUGGGGAAAAAACAUCUUUAUACUAGAUGUAUUGAGAACACGAAGUAAAAUACCGUAUAUUACCAAAUUGCAGGGGUCUGAUUGCAGUGGUGUGAAGUGCCCACUGUCGAGAGAGUUAUUUCCCUUUAUGUUUACGCUGUUAGUGCACUUCCCCUUGUAUAGUUGGUUAGAGUGUGGGUUACAAUGCAUGUUAUAUAACAAAUAGCUCUUGCAAAGAACUCGUUAAAGGAAACAUGGCGCUUGCGAGCUGUACUUGCGAAAUCCGCAAGGAAUUGCUGCGAAUUCCUUUUUGUUUGAAGAAAAUUUACAACUUUGUAAUGGACCUUUUACGAGGGAGCCGGCGCUGCCAUUGGCUAGUUUUGGUCAUGUGAAGCAAGUAACUGCGUUCAUGGCCUUUUCAUGAUUUCCCUUGUGAAUAUUUCACUGCAUUCCGCUGCUAACUCGUCUCAAACCGUCUUUUCUGUCAGUAUCUCCCCUUGCCUGCUUUUGUCGUUGGUAUUUGGCGCCAGCUGCUUGGGAAAAAGGGGGAGACUUUCCGCUCUAUUCGCGGUGUUCAACCCUUUUCUGUAUAACUAUGAGGAAGUGAUUCGACUCAUGCUGGGAUUUUAGCAAUCUGAUCUUUCUCUCAGACCUCUGACGUCUGCUAACAACCUCUAACUUACCCUCCAACUCGCUUUACCUAUUUUUAAGUUAUUUUGAUAAUCGAAACUGUACAAAUGGAAUACAAAAUCCACCUGGUUCCCGAUCGGGGGAAACGCCAUGAAACCGAGCUGGCGGAAUGGAGGAAGCUCGGAAAACAAAGCCAGCGGCCUGUGGUCAAUCAGGACAAAUUCCAAAUUCAAUACAAAGAAAAACAGAUAGAAACAUUGAGUGUGGAACGUUGCAUUCUGUCGAUUGUGGUAAACGUGCCGUGUGAUCAAAGGUGUCAAUGCUAUUCGAUAAGGGUGUCAAGACCCUGUCAUUUCAAAAUAGCGAGAUGCAAAAAACAACUUAUUAUGACAACUCUGGAAUAUUUAGUGGUUACUCUUACCAAAAAUCAAAUACAUACAACUACAGCUCUGGUCAUCAAACCUACCCACCACCAUCGGUUGAUGGUGAUUAUCAGAACUCAACAUGCCCAGUUCAGACAUCCAGUGCCAGAGCCCCAACCCAUAAGUCCACUGAUAUCAAUGGCAGUUGUAUGAGAACAAGUAGCAAUCAAGGCACUGCCCAACUUCCAAGCAUUAGUGAGCCACAACAACCUCCUCCUUUGCCACCCUCGCCAAAUGGAAGCAACACUGCGACUCAGAAAAGAACCAAGUCCAUUCCAAAUUCUUCCAGCGGUCCGCCUGCUACCCUGACCAAGCAAAUCUUCCCAUGGAUGAAAGAAUCUCGUCAAAAUACCAAGCAGAAAAACAACUGCACAGUUGCAGGAGACAAUUGUGAGGAUAAAAGCCCACCGGGUCCAGCUUCCAAGCGAGUCCGUACCGCCUACACCAGUGCACAAUUGGUGGAACUGGAAAAGGAGUUUCAUUUUAAUCGUUACUUGUGUCGCCCUCGCCGAGUUGAAAUGGCAAAUUUAUUAAAUCUAACUGAACGUCAGAUAAAGAUUUGGUUCCAGAACCGAAGAAUGAAGUAUAAAAAAGAUCAAAAGGCCAAAGGGAUCAUGCACUCACCCAUUGGACAGUCUCCAGACAGAAGUCCUCUUUUAAAUGCUCCAAAUAAUAUUGGAUUCUCAAACCAGCUCACCACUGUCAACAGUUUAAAUUAUGAAACUCAUUCUCCAACAUCAUUCACCAAAUCUCAGCAAAAUAUGUAUGGCUUGGCUGCUUACACAGCUCCUCUCAAUAGCUGCUUACCCCAGCAGAAAAGGUACCCAGGCACAGAGUAUGACCAUCAUACUAUACAGGGCAAUGGUAGCUUUGCCAACCAUAAUUUGCAAGGCAGCCCUGUGUAUGUAGGAGGAAACUUUGUUGAUUCAAUGCCAGCUUCUGGGCCAAUGUUCAACCUUAGCCAUCUUCCUCAUCCUUCAUCAGCCACUGUGGACUAUAACUGUGCUGCUCAAAUAGCAGGCAAUCACCACCAUGGACCAUGCGAUCCUCAUCCCACCUACACGGAUCUGACUACUCAUCACACAGCUCAGGGAAGAAUUCAAGAAGCACCCAAAUUAACGCAUCUGUAACGGACUAGUACGGUCUGCCAAGCGAUGGUACUUCGCUUUUUUAUUACCUCAUUUGUAUCAGAUAUUCUCCUGCUAUGAGACUGCCACAGUAUUUGUCAAUCAUUCAUUUUCUAUCCACCACCUUGCUUUUCUGUGUUUAUUUAAGGGUCUACACAUCAGCCAUCCCUUUCAAUAAGAUCCUAGCAUAAUACAGAAUGCAAAUAGAGGAACAAUUGCUUGAAAUAGGUGCUUAUGAAGGUAAGACAUACCAAGUCAGUCUUCAGCAAACCCUUCUUAAUGUGAAUUUUAAAGACUGGUAUUCUAUACAGUCCACUUUGGUGGUAUUUUGUCUGUAACUGGUCUUAUUGCCCUGAACUUCAGCUAUGUACUUUUCAGUAAUGAACAAACUACAUUCAACGUCAUCAAUAUGUAUUUAUUAUUUAAAGUCAAUAUCAAAAAAAAAGAUUUUUCUAUGACUUAUUUAUCCUUGACUUAAUGUAUUUAUGUGAAAUUUAUAGAGCUUAUACAAUCUGACUUUGACCUGUUUGAUCCAUGUCUGUUACAAUCAUAUUUCUCCUCUUUAGUAAACCUGGGUUAAAACUAGAUCAGAGGAUAGUUUCUUGAGCAGUUGUAUCAGUGGCUGGUGUUUGUAGAUUAUGUAAGGAUUAUCUCUGAAAGCAAAUUGUGAGUUAUGACUGUAGUAAAUCAGAGAAAAUGUGACACUACAGGAUAGACAACACAUUUCUAUAAGAAUACUUUAUUUCAAUUGUCUGGUACUAUUUCAACAGAUAUUUAGAAUAAAACGGUGUUCUUUGAACAAACAUGUAGCCCUCAUUUAUGAUUGCACUACACCACCUCGCCAUCUUGUCUCCGUACUUCCAAAUCACACACCACAAGCGGACUACAGUCAAAGGUUGGGAUCUGAGCUGUUUGUGCCGUGCUGCUUCCCCUGUGCUUUUGGGAUUUAAAAAAAAAAAUAGACUAUCAUGUUCAAAAGCGACAUCAUGGGCAAAUAUGACUUUUUGUUUCACUCAGAAAUGUAAUGCUGCUGCAUUCAAAAGAAACAUUAAGAGACGGACACAGAAAAUACAACGUGGACAUAGAAAUAAUGGAAGAAAGGAGGAGAAAAAUGUGACAAAACAGCAGUAGAAUGUAACUAGAGCGAAAAAUAAUAUCCUUAAUGAUAUAU
Molecule: messenger RNA, 3740 nt
Organism: Leucoraja erinaceus (little skate)
Lineage: Eukaryota; Metazoa; Chordata; Chondrichthyes; Rajiformes; Rajidae
Gene: hoxd3a
Product: homeobox D3a
Exons: 5
Coding region: 1340-2572 (410 amino acids)
Biological process (GO): regulation of transcription by RNA polymerase II
Cellular component (GO): nucleus
Molecular function (GO): DNA-binding transcription factor activity, RNA polymerase II-specific; RNA polymerase II cis-regulatory region sequence-specific DNA binding
Source: RefSeq, a predicted model, not a curated record